Molecule: messenger RNA, 1336 nt
Organism: Brassica rapa (field mustard)
Lineage: Eukaryota; Viridiplantae; Streptophyta; Magnoliopsida; Brassicales; Brassicaceae
Source: RefSeq, a predicted model, not a curated record
GACCCGCCGCUGCGUCAAAAUCAUAGAAGAGAAGAGAACUUCUCAAAAUCACACAGAUUUGGUCGUUGGCUUUCUUCUUCAUUCUCUCUCUCUCGUCUGAAUUAACGGUCUUCAAUUUUGACCUUUAAGAAAUAUGUCGGCUCCGUCACCGUCACCGUCACCGUCUCUGACUAACAAUGGUCUUUUAGCCGCCGUCACGCCAACUACGAACCUCCGUGGUCGCAACAAACCCAAGUGUAUCCAAUGCGGCAACGUCGCUCGCUCCAGAUGCCCCUUUCAAUCUUGUAAGGGUUGCUGUUCGAGAGCAGAGAACCCCUGCCCUAUUCACGUUCUUAAAGGAGUUGCAACUUCUGCUGAGAAAACAGCACCAAUUACUCCAUCGUCAGACCACAAAGCAUCCGAGGGCAUUCCUGGGAGUACAACUAGAUUUUCAUCAAUCCGCCAUCUUUCUAGCAACUUUGCUCAGUUUAAUAACCUCAAUGCUACUGCUCGCCAGAGAAAGCCUUUGACGAUUAAGGAUGCUCAAGCGUUAAACGAGUGGCGGUUUACAAAGCUUAAAGAGUACAGAGACAGACAAAUUGAAGUGGAGGAUGAAGCUUUUGAUCGGUACAUGAGUAAUGUGAGUCUACUUGAAGAAGCCUUUUCAUUGGCAUUUGUUCCUGGAGAAGCAGCAGCUUCUGAGCAACACAAGGAGAAAAGAACUGUUUCGGAGCUUAAACUGAGGCUCAGAUCAAACUCCGCAAGAACAGAGACCUUCAAAAAGCGGAUCAAAGAGACUGUCAAAGCCGGUUUGGAGAAGGUUCAGAAACGGGGUGGUAAAUCAGAUGAUCAAGAUGAAGUAAAAAGACGGAUCAAAAGACGUAAAUGGGAGGAGAAGAUUUCAGCUUUGAAUGAAAUAAUCGACAAGCUGAACAAAGCAAGAACCGAAGAGGAUCUCAAAUCUUGCACAGAGUUGAAAUCAAAGCACUAUGGUCAAGUUUCUUCCAGUUCUACAUCCGAACACAACAAGAUUUUCCCUGCUUAUGUCCGAAAAGUUGAGGUCUGUGAAGAUGCAUUUCUUCAAGAAACUGGCGAGCAACUACAAUCUUUUGACCAAGUUAUAACUUUGUGAACAGUCUGGAGCAAACUACAAACAUGUCGAUGAAUUGAAUGUACUGGUGGAGAGGAAAACUUCAUUGGCUAUAUAUAGGUUUUUAAAUGAGCAAAGAUCCUUCAAAGCCAGUCCUCAAGAUUGUUGGCUAAAGUAAUGUUUAGCUAUUGAAUCGAGAAAGCUUUGUUGAUUCCUAGAUUAGAAAUUGGACAAUUUUUCCGAAUAGCAAUUUUUAAGUUUUUGUCA